GUUCUUCUCCGAGUUUCUGAAAAAACACCAAAUCGCAGGAGGCAGAAACCGGAGAAAUCCAACGGCUCAGAUUUCUCGUCUUCGUCGUAUAUAAUAAUAUCUCCAGGCCACAAAAGUACCAUUUCGAUUUCUAGUUGUUGUCGAAGCUGAAUCCUCCUCUCCCUGCGUUCUCGUGAUCUCUGAUUUUCCGGCUUGCGUUUUUCUUCACUCGUUCUGAUUCCGGAAAUCUUCUGACUGAUCGAUCGGAGAAGAACGCGGCGGAGAAGAAUCUUUGUUUGUUAAAGGGACUUUCUUGGUGUGCUUUGUGGAUAUAUUAGCCUGACGAAAGACGAUGGUAGCUGACAAAAAAGACGUAGAGAAUAAGGAAUACCGUCUUCCCCGAGAAGUCAAGGAUGCACUACAAGCUGUAGCAUCUGAGUGGGAGGAUGUGAUUGAUUCAAAGGCAUUGCAGGUUAUCCCCUUAAAGGGUGCGAUGACCAACGAGGUCUUCCAGAUAAAAUGGCCGACAAGAGCGGGUGGUCCCUCGCGUAAGGUUGUGGUUAGGAUUUAUGGUGAGGGUGUGGACAUAUUCUUUGACCGUGAGGAUGAGAUCAGAACAUUCGAGUCCAUGUCGAGACAUGGACAAGGCCCACUGUUAUUAGAGCGGUUCCGCAAUGGUCGUAUCGAAGAGUUCAUCUGCGCUCGGACAUUAUCUGCAUGCGAUUUGCGUGAUCCCGAAAUAUCUGUCCGUAUAGCUGCCAAAAUGAAGGAGUUUCACAAUCUUGAAAUGUCUGGUGAGAAGAAGGCCUGGGUUUGGGAUAGACUACGAAACUGGUUGAGUGCUUGCAAGAGGUUGGCUUCUCCCGUAGAGGCUAAAUCCUUUGGUCUCGAUGUUAUAGAGGAAGAAAUUAUGUUACUUCAGAAACAACUUUCUAGGGGUGACGAACAUAUUGGAUUCUGCCACAAUGAUUUACAGUAUGGUAACAUAAUGAUCGAUGAAGAGACCAGAUCAAUAACAAUCAUCGAUUACGAGUACGCAAGCUACAACCCAAUUGCCUAUGAUAUAGCUAACCACUUCUGUGAGAUGGCAGCCGACUACCAUACUGAAACUCCUCACAUUUUGGAUUACAGCAAAUAUCCGGGUGUUGAGGAGCGUCGGCACUUUCUGCAAAUCUAUCUGAGUUCUUCCGGUAAUUAUUUUUUCCCUGUUGUAGAGAAUUUUCGUCAGGGUGGCCAUUUGGGUUUCGAUUCGGGUUCAUGUUCAGGUGAGAAGCCCAGCGAUACGGAGGUGGAGACGCUGCUUGAAGAUGUGGAAAAGUAUACACUGGCGAGCCAUCUAGUAUGGGGCUUGUGGGGAAUAAUAUCGGAACACGUGAACGAAAUCGACUUCGACUACAUGGAGUAUGCAAGGCAAAGGUUCCAGCAGUAUUGGCUAACCAAGGGGAGGCUGUUGGGGUAAUAAUCCCAUGCAAGUUGCAACAGAAGUGAUUCAGGUAUUACUCCUCUCUUUGUGCAAUGAACUUGAACAGAAUAUUACCCUUUGGUUUUCCGCACUUAAAUAAAAUCCUGAGAAGAUUAUGGGGAUGGGUAAACCGGGUUUAGGGUUUAAUUUUACUAACCGGGUUUUGUAACACAUUGCUCUGCUCUUUUCCAUCUCAUAAAAGGUCUUUUCUUUUUUGGGCUGAUGCGGGAAAAGAGAGAGCAGAGCAGUCUUUUGAGCAGUCAAUGUGGUAGCAGUUUCUUUGUCUGUUCGUUCGUUUCUUCAAUUUUAUUCCAUUUGUUUCUUGUGUAGUGUUGUGUUGGGUCUCAGGCGUUUUCCUGAAGCUGUUUUGGAAUUAUUAAUACAUGUAAAUUAGAAUGUUAUCAUCACUAAUUUAUAUGCUUAAUUCAAUAAUUUAACAUCCCA
Messenger RNA from Tarenaya hassleriana, 1885 nucleotides. Its product is annotated as probable choline kinase 2. Lineage: Eukaryota; Viridiplantae; Streptophyta; Magnoliopsida; Brassicales; Cleomaceae. Gene Ontology annotation, biological process: phosphatidylcholine biosynthetic process; phosphatidylethanolamine biosynthetic process. The transcript is spliced from 8 exons. Gene Ontology annotation, molecular function: choline kinase activity; ethanolamine kinase activity. Gene Ontology annotation, cellular component: cytoplasm. Bases 332 to 1438 code for a protein of 368 amino acids. The record is from RefSeq and is a predicted model, not a curated record.